Ornithodoros turicata is the source of this 2335-nucleotide messenger RNA. Its product is annotated as kelch-like protein 24. The transcript has 13 exons. Bases 81 to 2162 code for a protein of 693 amino acids. Gene Ontology annotation, molecular function: protein binding. The record is from RefSeq and is a predicted model, not a curated record. Lineage: Eukaryota; Metazoa; Arthropoda; Arachnida; Ixodida; Argasidae.
ACGUGCGACUGGCGAAAGACAGAACGUCUUCCAGUUGGUAGAGCAUCAGGUCGACCAAGUUCCCUCGAAGGGGUGUCAUCAUGGACGCAACCUCUGGCGAUGGUUCGCAAAGGAUCCAGGAGGGCAUGUGCAGCGAAGAGCACCUAUUGCAAAUGUCUCGCUUUUGCCAAACGUUAUGGGAGGAGCGUCCCAUGACGGACGUGGAGGUGCACGUCGAGACGCGGGUCUUCCCGGCUCACAAGUUCAUCCUCACCUGCCACUCGCCGUAUUUCCUCAAACUUCUACUCAAAACGAAGCCGGAGAUGCUGAAGGUUCAAUUGAACGGAAUCACUCAAGGUUCCUUUCAAGUGUUGCUCAAGUAUAUGUACACUGGGCGCUUGGAACUGACCUGUCAAAACAUUGUGGACGUCUUCCAGGCGGCUAAGCACCUUCAGAUGAAAAACAUUAAAGAGAAAUGUGCAGAGGUGCUGACCAGCUCCCCUGACGAGCCGCUGCACGCCCUCUUCGUGUAUGUGUCUGGAAAACGGCUGGGAACCAAGGCCGCCUGGCAGAAGGCUUUCAAGACGAUCCUGCAUAACUUCCAGCAGGUCAUGCACUUCCCGGAGUUCAUACAGCUUGAUCUGGAGCACGUCUGCGAAAUCCUCAGCGCUGACGUCAUUCAAGCACACAGUGAGUGCGAGCUGUUCUGGUGGGCGCUCAAGUGGCUGAACGCAGACUGGAGCCGUCGCGAGUGCGAAGCGGUGCAGCUGCUCAAGUGCAUCCGCUUCUCUGCGAUGCAGAUGAAGGAGGCCGUCGCUUGCUUCCACCCACCGCUUUUGCCGCAGGUCAUCGAGAUACCGCAAGUGCGCGAGAUGCUCAACAACGCAGUCUGCUACAUAUCGGCGAAGCAAGUAGGCCAGGAGAAGAAGUUUAAACAGUAUACACAUUCGCCUCGUCAGUUCCUGGAAACCAGUCCUCCAUACACGAGGGAACAGGGCAUGGGCGACUCGGCGAGCAGUGUCGUGGCAGCAUCGUCUGUACGGGGAGCGUCACCGGCUGGAGAGGUCACAGAAGACGUGCACCGGCAACAGAUUCCCGUCAGUGAAGUAGACACGGAGGAGGUCGUGACGACUGACCCUGUCCUGUACCAGAUGAUUCAAGAUCUGACACCAUCGCCCAUCGAAUGGGAGCAUUACAGAGCUAAGGCUUUGCCCGAUAACUUCCGCUUGCGCCACGGGGAGAACGGAUGUUUCCUCAUUGGUGGCAUGGACACGGAUUUUCCGCACCAACUUUCCACAGGAUGCGUUGUGCUUGCUUAUCAAGAGUCCUUCGACCGCUGGCAGCGAGUGGCAAUGAUGCCCGAACCGAGACAUCACCAUGCAGGUGCCAUAAUAGACGACAACGUCUACAUCGUCGGUGGCUACAGCACCCGUCGGACAUUGACAGGAAAGUGGAGCCCCUUAUCGAGCUGUGUCUCCUAUAACGUGGUGAAGCAAGAGUGGACGAGUAUGGCCGACCUGCGUCACGGCAGAGUAUACCAUGGUGUGGCGUCGGUCGCGGGAAAAUUGUUCGUCGUCGGGGGAAAAGAUCGCCGAGGCAGGAUUUUAGGUGCUUUGGAAUGCUGGGACCCGUGCACUGGACGCUGGCAGUUCCUGGGCGACCCUCCAGGUCUUAUGCCUCGCAUGGCUUCAGCCGUUGCUGCCACGGAGUCGCGUCUGUGGCUCUGCGGAGGGAUUACGCAGCUCGGCUCCGACCUGUACGUCGUUUCGGAUGUCGACUGCUACGAUGUUCUCUCCAACAGGUGCAUCCCGGGGCCUCGUCUGCCGUUCCCGUGUUGUUUCGCAGCGGUGGCAGCUCUCGACGACGAUUCUCUAUUGCAUGUUGGCGGCCUUUCGCUCACCCGGCACCGGGACCAGUGGGCAUUCCGCAGCCGAUCCGAGGUGUUGCUCAGUAGGCCGGGGCUUCCAUGGGAGCCCAUGACUUCGUUGCGGGAGCCGCGACAUGGCGCCUCCAUAUGCUGCACCUGGGAGGGAAGCGUGUUCUUGGCUGGUGGCAUGUCUACGUCGAGGAGACGCCCCCCUGCGGAGCUGUGGACUGCUACGCGUCCGGAAUGGAGCUUGCGUGGGACAUCUGCCCUUCCUGGGCCACUAGCUGGGACGCUGCUUCUGCCGCUGCCUCACUGAAAGCCAUUCUGGCAACAUUGCCAGACGUGGCACGAUUGUGUGGUCACCAUUGACCACCAAUAGGGCGACGCGUACACGCAAAGUACGCAAAGUACUACGAUGUGGUAAAUGCAGCCAUGUUGACGAGCCUAUCAAAUUCUAUAGUAGUAAUAAAAAAAAGCCCAUCUGUUGAA